AUGUCCAUCGAUACCCUUAUGCAACGCUACGAGGCCGCUGGUCAAGGCCAUCUCUUCAAGUUCUGGUCGAAGUUGACCGAAGCACAACAAGCAGAGCUCAAGGCACAGCUCGAGGCAUUGAACAUUGAACGCGUUAAUCGCGUCUACGCAAAGGCGGUUGCCUCAGAAGCAGAGAUACUCGAUCCUACCGUCCAGGUCGAGAUGAUCCAACCUCUACCAAAAGGCGCGUCAGAAUCUGUCACCGACAAGGUGAAAGCGAAAGAAUGGCGGAAAAUCGGUCUAGAGGCGAUUGGGCGGGGUGAGGUGGGCGUUCUGCUCAUGGCUGGCGGGCAAGGAACUAGGCUAGGGAGCAGUGCACCGAAAGGCUGCUAUGAUAUAGGCCUCCCCUCCCACAAGUCGCUCUUCCAAUACCAGGCAGAGCGUAUCGCGCGUUUGCAAAUCGUCGCCGAGCUAGAAGGCUCGAAACCUGCUGGUUCAGUCGUUGUGCCUUGGUACGUCAUGACGAGUGGCCCAACGCGUCGCGACACAGAAGAGUUCUUCAAGAAGAACGCCUAUUUCGGCCUGAACCCUAAGAACGUCGUCUUCUUUGAGCAAGGAACACUUCCUUGUUUGACGAUGGAGGGCAAAGUCCUUCUCGAGACGCCAUCGAAGGUAGCUGUCGCCCCUGACGGCAACGGCGGUGUAUAUGCUGCCACACGAUCCCCUCUUUCCCCAGGCAAACCCGACACGGUCCUCUCAGACCUCGCCAAACGCAAGAUUCUUUACGUCCAUGCUUACUGCGUUGACAACUGCCUCGUGCGUGUCGCCGAUCCUGUCUUCCUUGGCUACAGCAUCCAAAAGCAAGCCGACUGCGCAGCAAAGGUCGUUCCCAAAACCCACCCCGCGGAGUCUGUUGGCGUUGUCGCAUGUCGAGGAGAUAAAUUUAGCGUCGUCGAGUACUCCGAGAUUUCCAAAGAGCAAGCUGAGCGACGCGACCCGGAGACUGGCGAAUUGUCCUUCCGCGCAGGAAACAUCGCCAACCAUUUCUAUACCACCUCCUUCUUGAACAGGGUUGAAACCUUUGAGGACGACCUCGCCUUCCACAUUGCCAGGAAGAAGAUCCCACACGUUGAUCUGGAGACCGGCGGAUCCGUGAAGCCAGCCAAGCCCAAUGGAAUGAAGCUGGAAAUGUUCGUCUUCGAUGUCUUCCCUCAUACCGAGCGCUUUGCGGUUUUGGAAGUGGAGAGAAAGGAAGAAUUCAGCCCUCUCAAGAACGCCCCUGGAACUGGUUCUGACGACCCAGAAACCAGUCGCCGCGAUCUCUUGGCCCAACACAAGAGGUUCUUAGAAAGUGCAGGUGCUCAAGUCAAUGAAGAUGUUGAGAUCGAGCUUUCCCCACUUGUGAGUUAUGCCGGAGAGGGUCUCAAUGCCGUGAAAGGCAAGGUGUUCUCCAAGUCGGGAUUGGUUGAGACUGUGGAAGAGCUGGAUGCAUUGGCUUAA
Molecule: messenger RNA, 1479 nt
Organism: Cyclocybe aegerita
Lineage: Eukaryota; Fungi; Basidiomycota; Agaricomycetes; Agaricales; Hemipholiotaceae
Source: the annotation of a GenBank genome assembly